CGGCCCGCGGUCCCCCCUCUCCGCCAGCCUCUGGUAGGGCCCGGUGGCGGCGCGCUCGGGCCGGAGCGGCGGGGCUGCGGGGGCUGCGGGGCCGGGGCUGCCGGGGCUGCGAGGGGAUGACGCUCUUCGGCGGCGGGGACGCGGGCUGGAGAUAUUUGGACAUGGCCAGGGAACCCACACCGAGCCGGGCCAGGCUGGGCCAGAAGCGGCAGCACAGCAGCAGCCUGUACCACAGUAACUGUGACCUGGACUAUGAUCUCUACAGGGACGACUUCCCAUACCGGGUGUACGAGUACCAGAAGAUCCCCCCCCUCAUUAACCGCAUCCCGGUCAAGGCCAGACGAACUCAUGUGGAAGGAGGAAGAAAAAGCAGCCUGAGCCCACAGCCUGGGCCGAGGAGCAGCACCAGCUCCACGGCCGGACGGACAAAGUUGCGGGCUGAAGAGCUGCACUCCAUCAAGGGGGAGCUGAGACAGAUCAAGGCGCAGGUGGACAGUCUGCUGGAGAGCCUGGACCACAUGGACCAGCGGAGAGAGCGUCUCACAGGGUCCAAGGAGAGUGAGAAGAAAAGGGCAGAGACAGGGGCAGAGUCCCCAUCCUCAGCAGGAGAGGGGUCACGGGAGCCCCGAGGGAACGAGGAGACAGGAGCUGAUGGGCACAGCGACCUGCGCAACAUCGACAGUGCUGAGGAGAGCACAGACACAGAAGAGACGGUGAAAAACCACAUGUCAGACCCCGAGGGAAGCCAGUAGAUGGACUGGGAUGCCGUGGCCUCUCCCCCUGGCCAGCCCUUCCCUCUCGUGUUCAUAUUUUUUUGAGGCUUCCAGCUAGUGCCACACGUGCCGCGAGAUGCCUGCUCUUGGCACGGCCACCCCUGCCGCCGGCAGCCCCACGUCCCACCCCUGCGAGAUGCCAGCCAGCCGUGGCGAGAGAAGCCUUUGUGUUUGAGUGUGCUUGUUUUCUUUUUCCUCCUGUUUUCAGAGCUAGGGAUAAGCAGAUGUGGCUGGGGGAGGGAGGGGAGGAGCAAAGAUAAAAAGAACUGUAUCCCAGAGGAGCAUCCCAAAUCCUGGUUGCCUUGCGUGCAAGCAGUCCCCCACCCAAAGGGUGCUGUGGGGUGCAGAGAAAGCACCUCAGGGUUCCCAGCCCCUACGCACAGGUUGCAUCCCAGCCUCCCCUGCCCUGCAAGCCCACCGCUGUCUCCACGCUCAAGGAACUGGCUCAGCAAGGUUCAGGAGGUGUGGGUACAGCCCGAUGAGGCUUUUGGAGCCGCUAGGCAUCCCAUCAUGAUGCCAUGGGGAGGGACCACCUUGAGACAGGUUGGCGGGGCUUUUGUAGGAUUUUGGGAAGGAGGGGUGGAACUGAGCCCAGCUCCAACACCAGCUGCAGGGCCAAAAGUGGGGCAGUGCAAACCCAAUUGCUCCCAGCCACCGUUGCUCACAAAUGGGUUUCCUUAGUGGUUUACCUCAGGCUGUUCUUGGCCAUGGAUCACGUUCGCAGUCAGGACUUCCAUGAGCAACUCUGCCAGGGCUCCUGCGCCCAAGGAAAUCGCUGUCCCCCCCGUGCUCCCCAGCACUGCAUCUCGGUUUGGUGUCCCUCAUUUCUAGGUCAUCCUUCUCUCGCUGGUAGGAACUUGUUCUGUAUUUCUAAUUUGCUCUGGUAAAAGAGUGUAUCGUGUUGGAAAGAAAAAUUAUUUGUAUUUCUUUUCUCUGGUUAUUCCACUCUGACGCAGUUUUUAACCA
Messenger RNA from Columba livia (rock pigeon), 1739 nucleotides. Its product is annotated as RNA-binding Raly-like protein. Gene Ontology annotation, cellular component: nucleus. The coding region runs from base 117 to 752 and encodes 211 amino acids. The transcript has 7 exons. NCBI's taxonomy places the organism in Eukaryota, Metazoa, Chordata, Aves, Columbiformes, Columbidae. Gene Ontology annotation, molecular function: RNA binding. The record is from RefSeq and is a predicted model, not a curated record.